CUGCCAAUGUACCGAGUGACAUGGCGUAGACCAUAAAACGGAAUACCAUUUUUCACAGUGAGGUCAGUGAGCGAAUGACGAGUGGACCGUCCCUCACCUUCACCCUACAGUCCCUACACCGUGACAGAGUCGACAUUUUUGUUUUACUCUUCGUUUGUAGUCAGGAAUACAUUCAGCCAAUGUGAUUGUAUUAUAUAGACUUCCAUUCGUUUCCCUUGCAUUGUUUAUGUGCUGAAUCAUUCAAAACAAGUUGUUAUUAUUGUUGUUGUUGUUGUUAUUAUUGUAAUCAAUAUACACGAAUAGAGAUGAUCCAUGAUACCAUCUAGUUUAUAAUAAUUACAGUUGAAUAAUUAGAAAUCACUGUACGUUAAUAGUUUAAAAUGAUGCAGCUGCAAAGAAUAUUCUACCGCUUCGUGUCAAGCGCGGGUUCGUUUCGAAAUGUUGUCCCCGUUACUUCACGCCGUUCGAUAAACUCUCUGUUCAAGAUAAUUACCACGGGAAGAUGGUCGAGGGAAACGUUGGUUCUUACACCUUUCACUACAAUGGGAAUUUUUGGCUUCAUUACGAGGAAAGAGGACGACAAGGACUUCAAGGUGACUUCGCAAGAAAUUCUACUCGCGAAGGCUGACGCGCUGUUCGAUCAGUCUGAAUAUAAACAAAUAUACGAGCUGCUGAAUCACUACAGGGACAGUGGGAACGUUGAAUUCUUAUGGCGGUUGUGCCGAGCGCUCUACAACAUGUCGAAAACGGCGUCGGAGGUAGAAGCAAAGAAGAUGAUAUACGAAGGUUACGAUCUGGCCGUUGCCGCGUUGGCGAUCGAUGAGAAUCAUCACGCGGUUCACAAAUGGAUGGCCAUAUUUCUCGACGCGAAGAGCGGCCAUGAGGGAAUGAAGGCGAGAAUAACGCAGUUGGCUACGGUCAAAAAUCACAUGCUGAGGGCGUCGGAACUCAACCCGAAGGACGCGACGACGCUGCACAUGCUCGGCAGCUGGUGUUACCAAAUUUCCGACCUCGCCUGGUACCAGAGGAAGAUUGCAGCUGCGGUUUUCGGGGAACCGCCAAAAUCUUCGUUCGAAGAAGCGUUGAGUUACUUCGAAGCCGCGGAGAAGAUGAGCCCCAAUUUUUACAGCCACAAUUUGCUGAUGCUAGGUAAGACUCACUUGAAAUUAAACAGACGUGAGGAGGCCGUCAAGUUUCUCAAGAUGGCUUCGGAGUAUGAAGCUCGCAACGACGACGACCAUGAAGCUAAAAAACAAGCCCUCAAGCUCCUCAACGACUUCGGAUUCAAGACUCCUUAACUUAUUCGCAACGCACUGACUGAAUGCGGCUAUUACUUCGACUGGGUUCAGGUGCUUUAGGCACUUUAUUCGUCCAACGAGUCGACGAAAACUCCAACAAAACGAGAAGAAUAAUCAAACUGUUUCGCUGCAUCUACGCUCCACUGUUAUUCUUGUAUGUAUACUAGACUAAUCCAACUAACUGUACUCGCGAUUAUGUAUUGUAAUUUAUAAGUAGGUAAUUAUGUGGACAUUCCUAAUGUAAGUUGCUUCUGUUUUU
Diprion similis is the source of this 1557-nucleotide messenger RNA. RefSeq names its product regulator of microtubule dynamics protein 1-like. The record is from RefSeq and is a predicted model, not a curated record. Gene Ontology annotation, molecular function: microtubule binding. Gene Ontology annotation, cellular component: cytoplasm; mitotic spindle pole; spindle microtubule. Bases 381 to 1298 code for a protein of 305 amino acids. The transcript has 4 exons. Lineage: Eukaryota; Metazoa; Arthropoda; Insecta; Hymenoptera; Diprionidae.